AUGCAACAAGUGGAAGCAUGUGUAGAAGCGGCGCUGCGAUGCGCGUUGACAGAAGGGCCUGGCGACGGCGUCGUGGGAUAUCUAGUGGCGCUGGUCAUGGAAGAGUUUACGGAGGCACAAGCUAUAGAAGCGAAGCGCAAGUCGAAGAAACGCGAAGUAACUACAUUCGAAUUGCUGGCGAGAGUGGUUGAAGACACGCUGUUGGGGUCCGAGGCGGAACUUGAGUUGAAAUCCAACGAUAUCGCGACAGUCAUCGAACUUGCGGUGGCGCAUUUGCAUGCCAGGUUUCAUCCCUCUUCAGCAAAGGAGGACGAACCGGACAACAUGGGGUUUAUCGCUGGCGCAGCGUGCGUGGCCAUUCUAGCCGAGGACGACUCGUGGCAUGAAGCAGAUGUGGUGUCGUUCGAUGCGGCGACGCGGUCUGUGGAAGUACGAUUCGUAGAAUUUGGCAACGUCCAGUGGGUGGACUUGACGUCGGUGGUGCUGGCUGACAACGUCCUGAAUGAUGUCGGCGGCGACGAAAGGUGUGCGAUGUGCGAACGCCCCGUCCAUCUCACGGAACACCACUUGAUACCUCGGCAAAUUCACGCACGGUAUCUCAAGCGCGGGUACACGAGAGACUUUUUGAACCGUUGCAUCAGGAUCUGCCGGAGCUGCCACAGCAAAAUCCACAGCACGAUCGACAAUCGAACGCUCGCCGAAGACUUCAACACGCUCGAGAAGCUCCUGGCUCAUGACAGCAUCAGCAAGUACGUCGUGUACGCACGGAAGCAAAAGGCCCGCAACAAGCCGAGGAAACAGUGAGAGCGUCGAGUUCACAGGGGAGCUGUGGUGGCAUGGCGCUCGAACGACCACAUCCGUUCUUUCUCAAACUCAAGCCGGCCCAGAUCUUGACCGAGUUGUACCUGGUCUGUGUACCUGCUCCCGUUCGAAGAAUUUGACGAGCGCGAGAACCGACGAGAUAAUGGCAUUAAGAUUACGCGUGUUGGACGAC
Molecule: messenger RNA, 994 nt
Organism: Aphanomyces invadans
Lineage: Eukaryota; Oomycota; Saprolegniomycetes; Saprolegniales; Verrucalvaceae
Exons: 1
Coding region: 1-804 (267 amino acids)
Source: RefSeq, a predicted model, not a curated record